UGGACGCUUAACUGACUGAGCCACUCAGGCGCCCCUAGUAGUGAUUUUUAAGAAAAAUAAUUGAAUAAACAUGAUCUUUUAUUCUAUUCACUUAAUAUUAUCUCUUUACUGGGUAAAAUGCACACAGACUUUUAAUAACCCUAAGCAGCUGGAUGAAAUACACACCGUUUUGAAGCUAGACUUGUAAAUUUUAAAAUCUAUUGGGAAUAACCCGCGUUACAUUUUUGUACGUCAUUUUUGUCGUAUUGUUUGGAUAGACCACAGAUUCUACAGAUGUGACGUCAUUGUUAAAAUGCCUUGUGGGUAGGCUUUUAGCCUUUUCUCUAAAUUUUCACUGUGGUGAGCAGAUAUGCUUAUACAACAUCUGAUGUUUCCUUCAGAUAAAUUUUUAAAAGCGGAACCGCCAGGCCGGCGGUAGUGCGGGUUUGAGGCCUUUAAUACACGCUGCCAGAUUGCUUGCGCAAGGUUUAUACCACUAUCUAGCGUGUGAUGCCCAUUUUCUCAUUCUGAGAAUUACCAUAAUUUGCCUCUUUUUUUUGGCCAACGCGAUUGCCAAAGAGUGUCCGCCCACCGCUCUAGCUCACAUUCUGAGAAUUGCUUGUGAGCUCGAACGUUCCGUCCGACAGCGGCUCUCCUUACUAGGCGGGUGACGCGUGCCGCUUUCUGUCACAUUUUCAUUUGUAGCAUUUAGUGCCCGUUACAUUCUUGCAGUGUGACCUUCUUCCAGUCCUGGUGACCCGAGGGCUGCAGGCUGGCUGUGCUCCUCCCCGGCAGAGCCCGGGGCCACCGCGGAGCCGCCGCGGGAGUGAGGACGGUGUGUUGCCCGGGAAAGACCGUCGCUGUGCUGCGUGUGGCUGUGACAGUCACUGCACCUUGCUGCCGUGGGUGCCUCGUCGUGACCUUUCCCAGUAACUUGCCUCACUGCGUGAGCGUCCCCGGCAGAGUUCCCGCAGUACGGGGUCACGGCUGUCGCUCCGUGCCGCGGAGAGCGACGUACUUGCCGAGCGGCUUGUUGGCACUUUGGUAAACUGAGGUACACGUUGAGCUUCCUCACUGCUCAGUCUGGCUUUGAUUGGAGCUAGAAUCUGACACCACAUCACUGCCGUCCUUCGCCAGUGGGCCUCCCGAGGACAUACUUGCAUUUUUAACUCGCUUUUCUCCUGUUGGUUUAUUAGUGUGGUAACGUAUCAGGGAUGUGGACGGGAGCUCAGUGACAGAUUUCAGCCACGCGUUGCCCGGAAGGUCUUUUGCAAGCUGAUGCACUUCCCCUGUUCAGUGCAAUAAAUUCUCUCCACUGCCCGAUGAGGGUGCAGAAGCCAUUUGGAAAUAGCAUCAGCAGAUACAACGGGGAGACUGAGCGCACCGAGAGGGGUGGCACGCCUCACAGACACGCUGAGGAAAAAUUCCAUCUGUCAGAGGAACGUAGUUACGUAUCUACACAGUAUAGCCUGCGUCCUAGAAGAGAAGAGAUAAAAGCAAUGGACUCAAAGGAAGAAAACAUUGUUACAACAACAAGAUCUGCGUCGCUGAAAACCUCUCAAGCUCCAGCCACGCAGACCAAGGACCUGGAGUUUGGGGGAGUCCCUGGCGUGCUUCUCAUCAUGCUGGGACUGCCUGCCUGCCUCUGCCUGUUGCUGUUGAUGUGUAAACAGAAGGAGCCCAGUCUUCUGAACUUCCCGCCUCCGUGGCCGGCCUGGCAGGAUUUGUGGGAAACCAGAGUGUUUGGGGUCUACAUCCUCUGGUUUUUAAUGCAGGCUCUGUUCUACCUGCUGCCAGUCGGGAAGGUUGUGGAAGGAAUGCCCCUUGCUGAUGGAAGAAGGCUCAAGUACAGACUCAACGGGUUCUAUGCUCUCCUCCUGACGUCUGCGGUCAUAGGAGCAGCCGUCUUCUGGGGCGCGGACCUGCACUACGUGUACGGCCACUUCCUUCAGUUCGCGCUGGCCGCUGCCGCCUUCUCCCUGGGCCUGAGUGUCUACCUGGCAGUGCGGGCAGCCGGGGCACCUCCCGGUGCCCUGGCCCCCUCCAGCUCCGGAAAUGCCAUCUAUGAUUUCUUCAUCGGCCGUGAAUUGAAUCCUCGGAUCGGUACUUUUGACCUCAAAUACUUUUGUGAAUUGCGCCCUGGAUUGAUUGGAUGGGUGGUGGUGAACCUGGCGAUGCUUCUGGCUGAGAUGAGGCUGCAGAACCGAGCUGCCCCGUCCUUAGCGAUGACUCUGGUUAACUGUUUCCAGCUCUUGUAUGUGGUGGACGCGCUCUGGAACGAGGAAGCACUGUUGACAACCAUGGACAUCACCCACGACGGGUUUGGGUUCAUGCUGGCGUUCGGAGACCUAGUGUGGGUUCCCUUCAUCUACAGUUUCCAAGCCUUUUAUCUGGUCGGCCACCCAAAUGAAGUGUCUUGGCCGAUGGCCUCUCUCAUCAUCGCCCUGAAACUUUGUGGAUAUGUAAUCUUCCGACGUGCAAAUUCUCAGAAAAACGCGUUCCGGAAAAAUCCCGCCGAUCCAAAGCUUGCACAUUUGAAAACCAUUCACACUUCGACGGGAAAAGACCUUCUGGUUUCUGGAUGGUGGGGCUUUGUUCGCCACCCCAAUUACUUGGGUGACCUCCUCAUGGCCUUGGCGUGGUCCCUCCCCUGUGGUUUCGGUCACGCUCUGCCGUACUUCUACGUCGCCUACUUCACCGUGCUGCUGGUGCACCGGGAGGCCCGCGACGAGCGCCACUGCCGCAGGCGGUACGGCCUGGCGUGGGAGCAGUACUGCCGGCGGGUGCCCUACCGUAUCCUGCCCCGCGUGUACUAGCCGCCCACGUGCCUGCCCCGCGGCUUCCCCGGGAGACCACGAGAAGGCUCCAGAGCGAAUCUUCAUCUGUCGCACCGACGGGGUCUUACUUUUCUUAGUCCGGACCGGGGGGCCCUGGUGGUCUUUUAACGCAGCCACUCCUGUGGCCACUCGGUCCUGACGCCGGACGAUCGUUGGGAUUCGUUUUGUGCCGGGAGACGGGCCGUCCUUGAAGAUGCACUGAGACAAUCCCGGUGACGUCUGUGGGUCUCCAGGACUUUCCAGCUGUGACUGUUUCGUUCUGUCCUCGUGUUUCCUAAGUGACGCCAGCCGCCUCGUGGAGCCUCGUCCACGUCUCGUGAAGAGAACUCGAGUCCGCUUGCUUUUGAAGUAAAUCAUUCGUGGGCGACGGGGUUUGAAAGAGGACCCGGGUCCCGUGUCCGCUGCCGUGAGCGGGGACGGGGCCGUUCGCAGGGGCAGAUGAAGGGAGACCCUCAGCAGUUCGCUUACCGUAACUCCGCUUCUGGAACUGCGCCGGAAAGUGUAAGUACACAGAUUUUAUGUAAUAUAUGGGGACUGCAGGUCUUUGUGUACAGUAUUUUGAAUGUGAAAUAAGCGUUAGGACUAAGGAUCUUUUUAACGAAAACGUUUGCAGUAUUUUAAAUUAAAUUUUACAAAGUCAUAGCUGUCGAUUAAAAAUUGUGAAACCAUUAGAAUUCACUUAACGUUGUCUAAAAGAUGCUGGUAAGACCCAGGAGGGGUGUUUUCCUUAACCCAAAGCUGGCGGAUUUGGCUUUGCUACCUCAUGCGCAGGUGUCCGUUUUGCCUUUAUAAACUGUUGCAGAUAGAAAAAAAAAUAGAAUAUAUAUUUUUGGAGCCACAGCACUAUUUAAACAUUUUUACACAGAUUGGUUUUUGAAAACUUGCCAUUUCGGGCUAAUAUUUUUAUACGUUUUUGACUUUUUUAAGAUAAAACCGUGAUUUUGCUACGGGUGAGGCCACACUGUUUAUACUGUAGCUCGUACAUCCCUUGUCUUCACCAACGCUCCUCCCCGUGACGGGGGGGCGGCGCUCCUCUUUAGAAGCCUCUUGAUCUACGGAUAAUUGAAGGGAAGAGUCUGUUUUGUUUAGUCAUUGGUCUGUUUUAGUUUUAUUUUUGUUUAAUGGAGGUGCGCGGGGCAGCCGUAGCUGUGAAGUUCUAGUCGAUGUAGUCUCCUAAUUAAUUGUCCUGUAACGGACCAGUAGCAGAUUCACUAAAAGAUUGUAUUUAAAUUGUUCUCGGGAUCUUAACUGUGGGGGAUCGAACGGAGCGUCUGGGGCGUCGAUGCAUCUUGUAGACGAGACACAGGUCCGCGGUGUUGUCCUGUGUUGCCGUGGGCGCCGUGUGUGACUUUGCUCCGUGAACGUGAUGGUGACGUUGGCGGCCUCUGACACCCUCGCCUGCACCCCGUGGUCUUCGUGUCUUCCACGCUGAUGGAAGCAAGCAGCUUUUCUUCCGCUUUUCUCCUGCGUCGGAAAGAGUGUCCCAUCGUGUCCUUGAGUCACCAACGAAGCUUUGGGGGAGGAAGGAGGAGGUCUAGUUCUUUCUCUGGUAAUGUGAAAAGAGCCUUUACCAACAUAGUGCUGCAGUUUCUGGAUAUCAGCUAUGAUUUGUUUUUAGUUGUUUUUGACAUGUUUGUUUGACAAGUUUUAUAAUGAAGUUUGAAGUUGGAAAUAAAGUUGAAAAUAAAAAAGA
Leopardus geoffroyi (Geoffroy's cat) is the source of this 4509-nucleotide messenger RNA. It is a transcript of the gene LBR, whose product is annotated as lamin B receptor. Gene Ontology annotation, biological process: sterol biosynthetic process. The record is from RefSeq and is a predicted model, not a curated record. The transcript is spliced from 12 exons. Bases 1302 to 2795 code for a protein of 497 amino acids. Gene Ontology annotation, cellular component: nuclear inner membrane. Gene Ontology annotation, molecular function: oxidoreductase activity, acting on the CH-CH group of donors, NAD or NADP as acceptor. Lineage: Eukaryota; Metazoa; Chordata; Mammalia; Carnivora; Felidae.